GGAGAGGAAGGGGGGGAUGAGCGGAGAGCAGGACCCAGGAGAUCUGGGAGCAAGAACAGGCCCUGAUGCCACCGAGGCCGAGAGCAGAAGGGAGCUGUGUGAAGGAGCCGUGCAGAAGAGCCUGGGGGACAACGUCCUCCCUCCAGAUGUGCAGCGCCAGCAAUUUCGACACCUCUGCUGUGAGGAAAGACUCCACCGUCUUUGCCACCAGUGGCUGAAGCCAGAGAUGCACAGCAAGAAGGAGAUGCUGGACCUGGUGAUCCCGGAGCAGUUCCUCGCUGUCCUGCCCUCAGAGAUGGAGAGCUGGGUGAGGGAGUGCGGGCCUGAGACCAGUUCGCAGGUGGUGGCCCUGGCAGAAGGCUUCCUCCUGAGCCAGGCAGAGGAGAAGAAUCAGGACCAGCAGGGUCUGGUGACGUUUGAGGAGGUGUCUGUUCAUUUCACGGAGGAGGAGUGGGCUCUGCUGGACCCGAACCAAAGAAUCCUUCACAAGGAAGUCAUGGAGGACAAUCGUCAGAAUGUGGCCUCUCUGGGUAAGGGAGACCUUACUGGCCAUCAACGAAUCCACACAGGGGAGAAACCAUAUAAAUGCUUGGACUGUGGAAAGAGCUUUGCUCGGAGUGUCAACUUUACUGCCCAUCAACGUAUCCACACUGGCGAGAAACCAUAUAAAUGCUUGGAGUGUGGAAAGAACUUUGCUUGGAAGGGAGACCUUACUGGCCAUCAACGAAUCCAUACAGGGGAGAAACCAUAUAAAUGCUUGGAGUGUGGAAAGAGCUUUGCUUGGGUCGUCAACUUUACUGCCCAUCGACGUAUCCACACUGGGGAGAAACCAUAUAAAUGCUUGGAGUGUGGAAAGAGCUUUCGUCGGAGUGACAACCUUACUGUCCAUCGACGAGUCCAUUCAGGUGAGAAACCAUAUAAAUGCUUGCAGUGUGGAAAGAUUUUUGCUCGGAGUGAUAAUCUUACUGCCCAUCAACAAAUCCACACUGGGGAGAAACCAUAUAAAUGCUUGGAGUGUGGAAAGAGCUUUGCUUCGAAGGGAGCCCUUACUGCCCAUGAACGAAUCCACACAGGGGAGAAACCAUUUAAAUGCUUGGAGUGUGGAAUGAGCUUUGUUCGGAGUGCCCAUCUCACUGCCCAUCGGCGAACCCACACAAGGGAAAAACCAUAUAAAUGUCUGGAGUGUGGAAAGAGCUUUGCUCGGAGUAACACACUUAUUACUCAUCGACUAAACCACACAUGGGAAAAACCUUAUAAAUGCAUGGAGUGUGGAAAAAGCUUUGUUCGGAGUGACAAACUUAGUGCCCAUCAACGAAUCCACACAGGGGAGAAACCAUAUAAAUGCUUGGAGUGUGGAAAGAGUUUUGCUCAGAGUAAAGACCUUUCUAUGCAUCAACGAAUCCACACAGGGGAGAAACCAUAUAAAUGCUUGGACUGUGGAAAAAGCUUUGCUCAGAGCUCACACCUUACAGCCCAUCGACAAAUACACACAGGGGACAAACUUUAUAAGUGCUUUGAUUGUGGAAAGAGUUUUGGUUGGAAGCGAACCCUUAUUGGCCAUCAACAAAUCCACACAGGGGAGAAACCGUAUAAAUGCUUUGACUGUGGAAAGAGCUUUCAUCGGAGUGACAACCUUAUUGUCCAUCGACGAAUCCACUCAGGAGAGAAACCAUAUAAAUGCUUGGAGUGUGGAAAGAGCUUUGCUCGGAGCGACGUGCUUAUUGCUCAUCGACGAAUCCAUACAGAAGAGGAACCACAUAAAUGCUAGGAAUGUGGAAAGACCUUUGCUGAAUCCCAGAUCUUUGAUACACACUCGAGAAUCCACACAGGGGAGAAACCGUAUAAAUACGUAGACUGUGGAAAGAGUUUCCAUCAGAGUGACAACCUUACUAUCCAUGGACAAAUCAACUCAGUUAAGAAACCAUACAAAUGCUUGGAGUGUGGCAAGAGCUUUGUUUGGAAUGCCAGUCUUACUGCCCAUCAGAAUAUGCACACUGGGGAGAAACCAUAUAAAUGCUUGGACUGUGCAAAGAGUUUUGCUCUGCGUAAUUACCUUACUGCCCAUCAACGUAUCCACUCAGGCGAGAAACCGUAUAAAUGCUUGGACUGUGCAAAGAGUUUUGUUCGGAGUGCUGAUCUUACUGCCCAUCGGCAUAUACACACUGGGGAGAAACCAUAUAAAUGCUUAGAGUGUGGAAAAAGCUUUGCUUCAAAGGGAGCCUUUACAGGCCAUCAACGAAUCCACUCAGGGGAGAAACCAUACAAAUGCUUUGAGUGUGGGAAGAGCUUUGUUCGGAGUGACAACCUUGCUGCCCAUCAACGAAUUCACACAGGAGAGAAACCAUAUAAAUGCUUUGAGUGUGGAAAGAGCUUUGCUCAGAGUGACAAUCUUCGUACCCAUCAACGAACCCACUCAGGGGAGAAACCAUACAAAUGCUUAGACUGUGGAAAGAGCUUUGUUCACAGUCCCAGUGUUACUGCCCAUCGACGUAGCCACACAGGGGAGAAACCAUAUAAAUGCUUGGACUGUGGAAAGAGCUUUGCUCGGAGAGACAACCUUACUGCCCAUGAACGAAUCCACACAGGGGAGAAACCAUUUAAAUGCUUGGAGUGUGGAAAGAGCUUUGCUCGGAGUUACAACCUUAGUGCCCAUCGACGAAUCCACACAGCAGAGAAACCUUAUAAAUGCUUCGACUGUGGAAAGAGCUUUGUUCACAGUACCAGCGUUACUGUCCAUCGACGUUGCCACACAGGUGAGAAACCAUAUAAAUGUUCAGACUGUGGAAAGAGCUUUGCUCGGAGAGACAACCUUACUUCCCAUCGACAGAUCCACACAGGGGAGAAACCAUAUAAAUGCUUAGAGUGUGGAAAGAGUUUUGUUUCAAAGGGAGCCUUUACUGGCCAUCAACGAAUCCACACAGGGGAGAAACCAUAUAAAUGUCUGGAGUGUGGCAAGAGCUUUGUUCGGAGAGACAACCUUACUGCCCACUGGCAUAUGCACAGAGGAGAGAAACCUUAUAAAUGUUUGGAAUGUGGUAAGAGCUUUGCUCGGAGUGACACGCUUACUGCUCAUGGACGAAUCCAUAGAGGAGAGAAACCAUAAAAAUGCUAAGAGUGUGGAAAGAGCUUUGCUUGGAGAGACAAACUUACUUCCCAUUGAUGAAUCCACACAGGGGAGAAACUAAGUAAAUGCUCCAUGUGUGGAAAGACUCACAGUUACAGCAGAAGACUUAUUGCCCAUCAAAGAUUUCAUACAGGGAAGAAACCAUAUAAAUGCUGUGAGUGUGGAAAAGGUUUCCAUCAGAAUUACUUCCUGGCUGAUCAUGUCUUAAUCCACACGGGAGAGAAACCAUAUAAGUGCUUGGACUGUGGAAGGAGCUUUGCUCGAAGUGUCAACUUUAUUACCCAUCAACGUAUCCACACUGGGGAGAAACCAUAUAAAUGUUUAGAGUGUGGAAAGAGCUUUCGUCGGAGUGACAGCCUUACUGUCCAUCGACGAAUCCACCCAGGGGAAAAGCAAUAUAAAUGCUUGGAAUGUGGAAAGAGGUUUGCUUCAAAGAGAGCCUUUACUGUCCAUCAACAAAUCCACACAGGAGAGAAACCAUUUAAAUGCUUGGAGUGUGGAAAGAGCUUUGUUCGGAGUGACAACCUUACUGCCCAUAGACAAAUCCACAAACAGGAGAAACCAUAUAAAUGCUUGGAGUGUGGAAAGAGUUUUGCUCGGAGUUACAACCUUACUGCCCAUCAACGAAUCCACACAGGGGAGAAACCAUAUAGAUGCUUUGAAUGUGGAAAGAGUUUUGCUUGGAAGGGAGCCUUUACUGGCCAUCAACUAAUCCACACUGGGGAGAAACCAUAUGAAUGCUUGGAGUGUGGAAAGAGUUUUGCUCGGAGUUACAACCUUACUGCCCAUCAACGAAUCCACACAGGGGAGAAACCAUAUAAAUGCUUGGACUGUGGAAAGAGCUUUGCUCAUAGUUCACACCUUUCUUCUCAUCAUCGAAUUCACACGGGGGAGAAACCAUAUACAUGCUUUGAGUGUGGAAAUAGUUUUGCUCAGAGUAAAGACCUUACUACCCAUCAACGUAUCCACACAGGGGAGAAACCAUAUAAGUGCUCAGAUUGUGGAAAGAGCUUUGCUCAAAGUAGCAACUUUACUGCCCAUCGACGAAUCCACACAGGGGAGAAACCAUACGAAUGCUUUGAGUGUGGAAAGAGCUUUGCUUGGAAAAGAGACCUUACUGCCCAUCGAAGAAUCCACACAGGGGAGAAACCAUAUAAAUGCUUGGAAUGUGGAAAGAGCUUUGCUUUGAAGGGAGUCCUUAAUGGCCAUCAACGAAUCCACACAGGGGAGAAACCAUAUAAAUGCUUGGAAUGUGGAAAGAGCUUUGCUUUGAAGGGAGUCCUUAAUGGCCAUCAACGAAUCCACACAGGGGAGAAACCAUAUAAAUGCUUGGAAUGUGGAAAGAGCUUUGCUUUGAAGGGAGUCCUUAAUGGCCAUCAACGAAUCCACACAGGGGAGAAACCAUAUAAAUGCUUGGAAUGUGGAAAGAGCUUUGCUUUGAAGGGAGUCCUUAAUGGCCAUCAACGAAUCCACACAGGGGAGAAACCAUAUAAAUGCUUGGCAUGUGGAAAGAGCUUUGCGUGGAAGGGAGACCUUACUCGCCAUCAACGAAUCCACAAGGGAGAAACAUAUGAAUGCUUGGAGUGUGGAAAGAGCUUUGAGUGUGGAAACAGCUUUCUUCAUGGCGCCCAUCUUACUGCCCAUUGGCAUACGCAUACAAGGGAGAAUCCAUAUAAAUGCGUGUAUGAUGGUAAGAGCUUUGCUCAAAGUGACAACCUUCGUGCCCAUCGACAAAUCCACAUAAUGGGGAAACCAUACAAAAUCUUGGAACAUGGAAAGUGGUUCACUUGGAAGGAUCACGUGCAGGAGGAGAUCAUGCAGGGCCAUCACCCUGGAGCAACCUUUCCAGGUGGUGCCAUGAAACCGGUGAGGUAUUCUUCGCCAUCUCUUUGUGACAAAGGAGUUUAUAUAAAGCCAGAGCAGGGUCUGGUGACCUUUGAGGAGGUGUCUGUUCACUUCACUGAGGAGGAGUGGGCUCUGCUGGAUCCGGACCAAAGAAUCCUUCACAAGGAAGUCAUGGAGGACAGUCGUCAGGUUGUGGCCUCUCUGGAGGUUGAUGGUCCUCAGAAUAAGUUGAAGGGAGAACUACAACAGUUCGUGUUGGGAAACAAACAGAGAAAAAAGACUGGAACAGAAUGGAAGAAGGUAAAUGAAUCCUCUUCUCCUCAGGCUGCUGAAUCCCAGGUCUCUGAUAAACAGUGGGGGAUCCACACAUGGGAGAAGCCAUAUAAAUGCAUGGAUUGUGGAAAGAGCUUUGAUCGGAGGGUCAAGUUUACUGCCCAUCGACGCAUCCACAGUGGAGCAAAACCAUAUAAAUGUUUCGAGUGUGGAAAGAGCUUUCGUCGGAGUGACAACCUUACUGUUCAUCAACGAAUUCACUCAGGCGAGAAACCAUAUAAAUGCUUGGACUGUGGAAAGAGUUUUUCUCAGAGUGCUAGCCUUACUGCCCAUCGACGUAUCCACACAGGGGAGAAACCAUAUAAAUGUUUGGACUGUGGAAAAAGCUUUUCUCAGAGUGGCCAUAUUAUUGCCCAUCGAUAUAUACACAAUAAGGAGAAACCAUAUAAAUGCUUGGAGUGUGGAAGGAGCUUUACAUUUAUGGUCCAUCAAAGAGUCCACACAGGGAAGACGCAUAAAUGUCUAGAAUGUGGAAAGAGCUUUGUACAGGAGGAAAUCAUGCAGGAGCGUUACCCUGGAGCAACCUUUCCAGGUGGUGCCAUGAAACCGGUGAGGUAUUCUUUGCCAUCUCUUUGUGACAAAGCUGCUUCCGUGAAGCCAGAGCAGGGUCUGGUGACCUUUGAGGAGGUGUCUGUUGAUUUCUUGGAGGAGGAGUGGGCUCUGCUUGAUCUGGACCAAAGAAUCCUUCACAAGGAAGUCAUGGAGGAGAAUUGUCAGGUUGUGGCCUCUCUGGAGGCUGAUAGUCCCCAGAAUAAGUCCAAAGGAGAACUGCAAUACUUCCUGUUGGAAGAAAAACAGCAGAGAAGAAACACUGAAAUAAGAUGGAAAUGGGAAAAUGAAUCCUCCUCUUCUCAGGGUACUGAAUCCCAAGUGUUUAAUACAUACAGAAUCCACACAGCGGAGAAAGCAUAUAAAUACUUGGACUGUGGAAAAAGCUUUUCUCAGAGUGCCCAUAUUACUGCCCAUGGACGUAUCCACACAGGGGAGAAACCAUAUAAAUGCUUGGAGUGUGGAAAGAGCUUUGCUCGUAAUGACAAGCUUACUGCUCAUCAGCGAAUCCACACAGGAGAGAAACCAUAUAAAUGCUUGGACUGUGGAAAGAGCUUUGCUCAGAAUGACAAGCUUACUGUUCAUAGAAGAAUCCACACUGGAGAGAAACCAUAUAAAUGCUGCGAGUGUGGAAAAAGCUUUGCUUGGAGUGUAAAACUUACUGCUCAUCGACAAAUCCAUACAAAUGAUAAAAAAUAUAAAUGCUUGGAUUGUGGAAAGGGCUUUUCUCGGAGCGACACACUUACUGCUCAUCGACGAAUCCAUACAGGAGAGAAACCAUGUAAAUGCUUGGAGUGUGGGAAGAGCUUUGCUCGGAGUGAAUCACUUACUACUCAUCAACGAAUCCAUACAGGGGAGAAACCAUAUGAAUGCUUGGAGUGUGGAAAGAGCUUUGCUUGGAAGACAAACCUUAAUGUCCAUAAACGUAUCCACACAGGGGAGAAACCAUAUAAAUGCUUGGAGUGUGGAAAGAGCUUUGCUUGGAAGACAAACCUUAAUGUCCAUAAACGUAUCCACACAGGGGAGAAACCAUAUAAAUGCUUGGAGUGUGGAAAGAAUUUUGCUUCAAAGGGUGCCCUAACUGGCCAUCAACGUAUCCACAUUGGAGAGAAACCAUAUACAUGCUUGGAGUGUGGAAAGAACUUUGCUCGGAGCGAAAUGCUUACUACUCAUCGACGAAUCCAUACAGGAGAGAAACCAUAUACAUGCUUGGUUUGUGGAAAGAGUUUUGCUUGGAAGACAAACCUUACUGACCAUCAACGAAUCCACACAGGGGAGAAACCAUAUAAAUGCUUGGAAUGUGGAAAGAAUUUUGCUUCAAAGGGAGCCCUUACUGGCCAUCAACGUAUCCACAUUGGAGAGAAACCAUAUACAUGCUUGGAGUGUGGAAAGAACUUUGCUAGGAGCGAAACACUUACUACUCAUCGACGAAUCCAUACAGGAGAGAAACCAUACAAAUGCUUGGAGUGUGGAAAGAAUUUUGCUUGGAGGGGAGACCUUAAAGACCAUCAACGAAUCCACACAGGGGAGAAACCAUAUAAAUGCGUGGAUUGUGGAAAGGGCUUUUCUCAGAAUCGCAACCUUGCUACUCAUCGACGUAUACACACUGGGGAGAAACCAUAUAAAUGUUUGGAGUGUGGAAAGUGCUUUGCUCAGAAGACACAUCUUGUGAAACAUCAAAGAAUCCACACAAAAAUCCACCUGCGGGAGAAGCCAUAUAAAUGCUCGCAGUGCGGGGAAGGCUUCACCCGGAGCUCUAGCCUUAAGAAACACGAGGGCUCCCACACGGGAGAGAAGCCCUUCAAAUGCCCGGACUGUGAGAAAUCCUUCAACACCUCUUCCCAGCUGGUCAAGCAUCACCGUGUGCACACGGGAGAGAGGCCCUAUACUUGCGCCGAGUGUGGGAAAAGCUUCAGCCAGUGGCAAAUCCUGAUGGUCCACCAGAGGACCCACACGGGGGAGAAGCCCUUCAAAUGCGCCACGUGUGGGAAGUGCUUCUCUGACCGUGCCGUCCACAUCAGGCACCAGAAAGUCCACACGGGGGAGAGGCCGCAUCUGUGCACGACUUGCGGGAAAAGGUUCACUCACCGCACAGUCCUGGUGAAGCACCAGAAGAUCCACGCCAGAGAAGCUCUGAACAUGCUUCGGCUGGAAGAGGAGCAGAAGCAGCAGCAGCAGCAGCCGCCACCGGAAAUCCCAUAAAUGCUCGGCGCAAGGCUACAGAUGACAGUUUCGUCCAUGGUAGCUACUGCAGUGUGGAAACAGUUAUCUGUAUCACUUACCCUCUCUGUAUGUUGUUGAGGGGAAUUACACUUGUUUCUUCCCCGUGAGGUUGGACAUUUCCCAGAUGGCUGGUUUCUCCGUGUCCCAGUGCAUGACAGUAAGCUGUCCACGUGAUCCCUGAUUGACUGUGCUGCUGUCCACGGGAUCCCUGAUUGACUGUGCUUGCUCUCGUUGGAAGCUCUUGGUUUGGUGCUCAACAGCUGGUGGAGCUGUUGAACAUCGGUGGAACCAACCCGAUCUGCACUUGCUGCUUUAAACUAUGCACUAUGACUGAAUGAAGCAUUUACACAGUUAUAGGGUGGACUGGGGGGACAGGGACGGAAUCAGUUUUAUUUCUGCAUGGUUGGGGGGCAGCUGUGUGGUUGUGAUGGCAUUUUGCUUUCUUGGUUAGACUAGACACUUCUGUGCAUAUAUCUUUUGUUUUCUUUGUGAUAUUCUGUCUUGAGGUAU
This is a messenger RNA of Gekko japonicus, 8584 nucleotides long. RefSeq lists its product as uncharacterized. Gene Ontology annotation, biological process: regulation of transcription by RNA polymerase II. The record is from RefSeq and is a predicted model, not a curated record. NCBI's taxonomy places the organism in Eukaryota, Metazoa, Chordata, Lepidosauria, Squamata, Gekkonidae. Gene Ontology annotation, molecular function: DNA-binding transcription factor activity, RNA polymerase II-specific; RNA polymerase II cis-regulatory region sequence-specific DNA binding.